GCCUGCAGCGGCGUCGCCGGAGCGCCCGCCCCGCCGGAUCUGCAGCUUUGAAGCCACUCACGUGAGCCACUGUAUUCUUUCUCCAAAAGGAAGUCCAGUCUGCUGUGCCUUUGCCUAAGAAAAUGGAGAAGCUGAUGUCAGAGAAGCCUGUUCCAGUGUCUAAGGAUGAAACGCUUUCCCUUCCUUCCCAGGCCAAGCCAGAUACAAACUCAUGCCCUCAUGCUUCUGGCAAAUACUUCCUCCCUGGUGGGACAGACACUGAGGACUGUAAGACUAACGACAAGGAAAGGAAGUGGAUCCGUCCUGAUACACCCAGCAAAUGCACGUGGAAGCUUGGGAAACCCAUCUCAGCAUCCCCCCAUCGUCAUAUGUCCCUGCCAGAGCCUCCAAAUAUCCUGCCCAACAUCCUGAAUAAAGUUGGCAACACACCGUUGGUGCGAAUCAACAAGAUUGGGAAGUACUUUGGGCUGAAGUGUGAACUCUUGGCAAAAUGCGAGUACUUCAAUGCGGGGGGCAGCGUGAAAGACCGCAUCAGCCUGAGGAUGGUAGAGGAUGCUGAGAGAGCUGGGAUCUUGAAACCUGGAGACACAAUCAUAGAGCCAACCUCUGGAAACACAGGAAUUGGGCUGGCCUUGGCUGCAGCAGUGAAGGGUUACCGCUGUAUCAUUGUGAUGCCAGAGAAAAUGAGUAUGGAGAAGGUGGAUGUCCUGAGAGCUCUGGGUGCUGAGAUUGUGAGGACCCCAACUACUGCCAGAUUUGAUUCUCCUGAAUCUCACGUGGGCGUAGCAUGGAGACUGAAGAAUGAAAUCCCCAACGCACAUAUCUUAGACCAGUACCGUAAUGCCAGCAAUCCCCUGACACACUACGACACUACAGCUGAAGAGAUCCUGCAACAGUGUGAAGGGAAAAUAGACAUGCUGGUGGCUACAGCUGGUACAGGAGGUACCAUCACUGGCAUCUCCAGAAAGCUGAAGGAGAAGUGUCCAGGUUGCAAAAUCAUAGGUGUUGAUCCUGAAGGCUCCAUCCUUGCUCAGCCGGAUGAACUGAACAAGACCGACAAGACGAUGUAUGAAGUGGAAGGAAUUGGAUACGAUUUUGUCCCCACAGUGUUGGAUAGAUCUCUGGUGGACCAGUGGUACAAGAGCAAUGAUGAGGAGUCAUUUGCUUUAGCACGCAUGCUAAUCCGAGAGGAAGGACUGCUGUGUGGUGGCAGCUCAGGCAGCGCAAUGUCUGUAGCUGUGAAGGCAGCCAAAGAGCUGAAGGAGGGUCAGCGCUGUGUUGUUAUCUUCCCUGACUCUAUCAGGAACUACAUGUCCAAGUUCUUGAGUGACAAAUGGAUGAUUCAAAAAGGGUUCAUGACAGAAGAAGACCUUGUCAAAAAACCUUGGUGGUGGAACGUCAGUGUUCAGGAGUUAAGCCUCUCAGCUCCCCUGACUGUGCUUCCAACUGUUACCUGUGCCAAGACUGUUGAAAUUCUCCGUGAGAAGGGGUUCGACCAGGUACCAGUUGUUGAUGAAUCUGGGGUGAUUUUGGGCAUGGUUACUCUAGGUAACAUGCUUUCUUCACUGCUUGCUGGAAAAGUUCAGCCUUCAGAUGAAGUCAGCAAAGUCAUCUACAAGCAAUUCAAGCAGGCAGAUAAUCAAGGAUCAGGUGGAAAUGUGAUUAACCUGAAAGACAACUUGGGGAGACUCUCUCAUAUCCUGGAAACAGACCACUUUGCUCUAGUGGUUCACGAACAAAUUCAGUAUCACACUGAUGGCUCCUCCAGUAAGCGGCAAAUGGUGUUUGGCAUUGUUACAGCCAUUGACCUGCUCAACUUUGUGACUGCGCGAGAACGGGAAAGAAAGAUCAACUAAAGUCAAGGAGCAGCUGGGAACCUCUUCAGUAAUAUUUUGCAAUCUCCAACAAAGAAUCAGGUUUAUUUCUUAGGUCGAAUGGUCUGUUCUUAAGGUGUUUGUUUUGAGAUUCCGCAAAUAAGCAGUUAGCAAUCCUGGUGUCAGCUAUACAGCUAGUGCUUUCUACUUAUUGCACAGUUCCUGGGAGUUCGUUUCUUAAUCAGGAUACGUGAUAUUUCUUAAGACAAUUUAUUUUUUUACCUAUAUAUAUGUGUGUGUAAAAAUAUUGCCUAAAUUAACUGGUGUGUUCCUUAUCUGUUGCAUCCAAAGCCUGGCUUUUCAAAAAUGUUUUCAGAUGCAUUAAAUAUGUUGAAAAGAGUUAUAAAGCAGAAGGGUAAGAGCUCUGGAAAGCGUAUUUUUUAAUGUGCAGGGUUCAGUUAGACAAUGUAGGCUGGAAACAAAAACAUGGAAUUGGGCUGUGAAGAAAGGAGGAGGUGUUUCACUUUUGGUGACAUCAGUGUAAAAUGGGAGCAAAGCUCGAGGGCUGGAGUUAGAGGAGCUUGAGACAGAGCUGACUUAGCUGACAAACAAAAGAUAGUGAUUUGUUCUACACAGUGCACCAGCUUUCAUUGCAAAGAUAGGCCUUUCUCUCUCUUCCAACUAUACCUCAAUAAGUAAGCAUGGAUGGAAAGGAAGAAAGCCUGAGCUUUUUGCCUGAAGGUUGUUUGCAAGGAUGCUGUCUCAUCUAGGACAUUCCCCUCACUUCCCAGUCUCCUUUUAUCUAUGUUUAUGCCUGUUUUAAAAAGCCAGAGGUAAUCCAACAUUAUCUGUAAACUGUUUUUCAAGUCCUGUUCAAGUGCUCCUGAACUGCAGCUCCUUAUGGAACGUGCAGUAGGUGAAUGCAUCAACGACUUCCAUAAUUCUUUGUAUUUUUUGAUUGUGUUUGACUUAGGUGGCUGCAGGAGUUUGUUGGCAGUAGCAGCUCAUCCACACACUGGUUAUGAUGGAUGGAAUCUCACCCUAUGGUUAAAGGAGCAAAGUGGCCAUUCUUCAUCUUAAUUAAGACUCACUGUAUUCUGACUGACCCUUUGCCAAGAAUGAAAGUUAUGAUCAGUAAGAGUGACAUUUCUUAGCUUCUCUCUUCUUUCUACCCUGCUGGCCUCCCUGUGGCAGUGGAAUUGAACUGUGUGCCAUGAGGAGAGAUGUCCUCUGUUCUCUAUCAGAAAGCCCUGUCCCACAUCAGUGCUGAGCAAAACCAUAAAGCAGAGCCUUUGCAGUUGCUUGAUGGUGACUUGGAGGAGGCAGGAAACACAAAGGUAGGCAGAGUUGCAGUCAGGAGAGGAGAGAAAGGAAGCAGAAGUCACCAAAGCAAUCUGCUCUCUGUGACUUGGAUGGAAGCAGGUGGCCUUGCGAUUUUAAUUAACAGGUUGAUACUCUAGUGGAUUAUUCUACAGGCAGAAUACAGUCUACAUCCACUUUUUGAGACUUUUAGUGUCUGGAUUCAUCUUUUAAAACUGUUUUCAUAGAAGCUAGACAGCAAGAGUCAUCAUUUUGGUUCACUGGGGACAGAAAGCACCCUCCAGAAUGAUUAAUCUUUAAUACCCAUUGUGGAAUAGGGCUGAAUGACACCAGAAGAUACUUACCUUAAAAUAUGGUUUAACCAUUAAAUUCAUAGAAUCGUAGAAUGGUUUGGGUUGGAAGGAACCUUUAAGAUCAUCCAGUUCUAACCCCCUGCUACAGGCAGGGACACCUCCCUCUAGACCAGGUUGCUCAGAGCCCCAUCCGGCCUCGCCUUGUGGGCAACCUGUGCCAGUGUUUCACCACCAUCGCAGUAAAGAAUUUCUUCCUUAUAUCUAGUAUACCUAUACUUCUGUGAGAUUUAAGCCAACUUUUGCUAAGACUCUGGAAUAAACUGCCAUACAAUAUAGAAAAUUUGCCAUUUCAACAACAGUUGGUUUUAGAGGACGGUACGUUUCUUUAAUUUUUGCUGCUGUUUUGCCUCAUGUUUUGUAGUGAUUCUGCCAGUGACAGAUGUAAUAACUCAUCUUUCAAAUGGAAUUUUGGAGCUAACUCUCCAAGGGGUCAUAAAUAACUUAGUACAGUUAAGGGCAAGUCUUAGCAGAACCCGUGAAUGGUCAGUUGUAUGUAGACAUUGGUAUUUCAGCCCAACUUUUAGAUUUCUUUCCCAGUUAUUUCAAACACUGUUAUCAGCUGUAUUUUCUUAUAUGGUCUGAAUUUCCUGGGAGCACCAACAGGGUCUUGUUUCUUUGGUUGUAUUUUCACAGCAUCCUUGGAUUUUGUGAAAGAGCCUGUGUAUUUCACUGGGUACUGCUGACUGCAGUGUCUGCUACAACCAUAGCUGUUACUACUGUUAAAUUUUGGCAUUACUGUAGCUCUUAAAGAUUUACUUUACUUUUUAUCUGAUUCUUCUCCCUGUUUUUUCCAUCUGAUCCUGUCUAUGGGGAAGAGGUCACUUCAGUUUCUUUCUCCUUUUCGUCCCUGUAAAUCUCCACAUCCCAGCCUAGCAGAAUUUGGCAAGAUGUCUGAGGAUGGCGGGCAGAAGGCAGUUGCCACACUUCUCAGAAGAGCAGCACAGGAGAGAUGUAGGAUUGCUAUGUUCAGAUUGAGGAAGUGGAAGAUUAAUGAGCAGCUUUUCCUUUGACACAGUGGGAAAUAUGAAGAUUUUAGCUUUUUUAUUUUAGUUUACUUUCCAUAAAUUAAUCUCUGCCAUGUCCUGAAAACCAGGUAGUGUUUGUACAACAGAAGGGUUGACCAGAGCUGGCAAGGAAGAAGGGCUGUGAGUCGAAAGCAAUCCAAGCAAGUAACCCAAAUUAGUCUAGCUGCACUGCUCUGCACAUGCAGUUCUUUAGGAGCUGUUUCCUGCUCUGAACUCACACAAGGAGAUGCUCACUGACUGCUCUUAUUCAGAGUAGCAACCCUGUAUGGUCAGUGGAACUGGGGAAAUAACUGGAGUUUCCGAAUGACUGAAAAACUUUCCAGAGCUCUCUCCUGUAGUAGGGAUGAAGACAGCAGGGGGAUGGGGAGACCUGCAGAGUGGAAGUUCCUGUGAUGCAAAAGUUCAUCAGUGUGAUGCUUUUCUGCAUACCUGAAAGUGCUCUUACUACCUUGAUCCUAGUGAGAAGAUGUAGGGCUAUAUUACUGCUUUACUCAUCUGUCUUUGUUUCAAACACUGUGAGGACCAGGAAAGACAUCGCUGUGUGUUCGGUCUUUAAUCCAAAGUUUGAGUCUAAAGCUUGAACAGAACUGUCUUUUUUUAUUUGUUUUCUGAAGUGGGUGCCUGCAUCUUCUGUUUACUUGUGCUGGUUAAGCACGUGCUGACCAUCAGCCUGGAAACUAUUUUGCACAUGGUUAUUUAUAUAGACAAGUCAUGCUGUGUUUCUGUGUCACUGUAGGAGAAUAUCGGUCCUUUUGCUUUUCUUUACUCCGCAAGAACACUUUCAUUUUCUCACGUGGAGACUUUUAUCCAAUAGAAGCUGUACACUUUUUGCAAGGAGUUAUCAAGCAACGAUGUAAGGAUCAUUUUGAAGUUGUAAUGACCAAUAUUACUUCCCACUUUUUCUACAAGCUAUGGCUGACUCCAGAACUCUGUGUAGCUGAGUUUCCUUUAAGUGCCCAGACCAGUCCCCUGUCCACUAAGUUUGUUGCUAAAUGGUUUCUGGAAACUUCUGUUGUGAGUUUCACACAUUGUGCUCACCGUUAGCAGUUGCCUGGUACUGCCACUGUUGUCCAACAGCCUUUCUAACUGCGUAGCAUCAGCACACUACAAUGACAAAGGGAAGACUUCUUAUGUUUUAAGGAGCUGGGAAAAAUUAAUUGCACAAACAUUUGCAAUACGAUGUAAAGAAUUCAAUAAAAGCUAUUUGAUUGCA
Molecule: messenger RNA, 5725 nt
Organism: Gallus gallus (chicken)
Lineage: Eukaryota; Metazoa; Chordata; Aves; Galliformes; Phasianidae
Gene: CBS
Product: cystathionine beta-synthase
Exons: 18
Coding region: 123-1856 (577 amino acids)
Cellular component (GO): cytoplasm
Molecular function (GO): cystathionine beta-synthase activity; cysteine synthase activity
Source: RefSeq, a predicted model, not a curated record